GCCUAGUCUUCUGGCUUUCAGGUUCUCGCCAUCGCUUAUAGCAUGCUUUUGCACGACACCAUCGUCAACGCCAACUCUGAUGAACAGCUCCGAAGACGAUCAGCUGUACACAGCUGGUAUCAUUCUGGACGAAGAACCUUGGUGUAAUGCACCAUCUCCGGUCCAAGAUUUGGUGCGAAAUUUAUUAGAUUUCACGUCUACUAUACCUCCGGACUGUCUCUUGGUGCUUCGUUCUUUACUAUGUUGGGGCGUUCAAAGCGAUCAGGUGCUGUGAGCUCCACAUUAAUGAUCGAAACGUAAUUCGUAUGGCUCUCAGACCAUAUGCUACGGAGAUGUCGGGCCAAAUUACCGCAUCGCUAGCGUCAGCUCAAACCUCAGCACGGUCGAAACCAUAUACUACGAUCGGGGCCAUCAGCUGGACGAAGCGAUUUGAGAAACGCAACAAAGACAGGAACGCACCUGGCACCGACCUGUCUCUGUGGCUCUCGCCUGCUUUCUGGAGGAUCGGGAAAUCUAUCACAAUUGCUCGUUUCAAUCGCGACAUAUGGCCGCUCGCAUGCAGCAAAUCGUUGAACAUGGUCCUGACGCUGCGUACUGAUCAUGACUGCAGGCGGGAUACAAUCUGGACCUCGAUUUCUCUCGCGCCUCAUGAUAUUCGCUUGGAACAACCGAGACCGACCUUCACAAUUGGUUUCAAUUCUCCGGAACCGGUCAAGACAGGCUCAAUAAGACAGAAACGUAGCCGACCUCGAUCAGAAAUUGUAUCGUCCACCGCGAUCAGAGACUAUUCUGAUCGCGACGUUAUCCAGGAAAUGAUACGUCAAGCUGGAGCAAACUCUAUACCGCAUGUAAAUCAAGGUCAUCCGGAAUUGUUUUAUCCCUUCUCCUGCUUCCAGGUUGAGCCAAACACCUCCUCAGCGCGUGUCGCGAUCGAUCGGCCGGCUCGAUCGCUCUCUUCCGCUAUCGGUAUACUCCAGAAGCUGACGAUCCGGGCGAAGGAUACUUUCAAGCUUCCAGUCGUCGUAUUUGGAGCGACUUCAGUCGGAGAGCUGUGGAGACUCUACGUUGCUUACGAGCCAGAGCCUUGGCAUUAUGGCAUAGUUUGCAAUAUCUGCACUACCUGGACAGGCAUGAUCCAGGAAGAGGACAGCUGCAAUAGUGUCGAACGUCUCUGGUUGAUGGAACGGAUCAAACGGUGGAGCAUAGAGAUACUUCGUCCUCAGUUACAAACCUGGUUAGGAUAUAGUCAGCCUCGCGCACCUAAAGGUGUUCACGCAUGACUGAAGUGAGCAGUAAGACCGAGUGCGCCAAGUAUACUCAGCUAUAAGCAAUGACCUCUCCGGUAUUCGGAUCUUUGAGGUAGAACGGGGUCGAUCAAUCUCAUCUUCAGUCCACCCACACGCAAGACCUACGGGUGUAUGGCCAAAGAUGGACAUAUAUCUAGGAUAGCCAUAAUCUAGUCCUAAUCAAGCAUUUCCCAUCACGAAUAUCUGCACGGUUUGUAACGUGUGACAUCUGCCAGGGCUCGAAUGACAUUAUGCAAGUUGUUCAAGUGGUUUCGGCCUCUGUACAACCUGUCCAUGAUCCAUGAUCCCACAUACGUACAUCCAGCGUACUUAGCGCGAGAUUUCGGCUUUCGCCUGAAGCUCGCGAGGCCUGCCCACCUUUGAUGUAUCCUGAGAA
Molecule: messenger RNA, 1683 nt
Organism: Filobasidium floriforme
Lineage: Eukaryota; Fungi; Basidiomycota; Tremellomycetes; Filobasidiales; Filobasidiaceae
Exons: 3
Coding region: 306-1280 (324 amino acids)
Source: RefSeq, a predicted model, not a curated record